Molecule: messenger RNA, 3637 nt
Organism: Egretta garzetta (little egret)
Lineage: Eukaryota; Metazoa; Chordata; Aves; Pelecaniformes; Ardeidae
Gene: GOSR1
Product: golgi SNAP receptor complex member 1
Exons: 8
Coding region: 178-735 (185 amino acids)
Biological process (GO): vesicle fusion; endoplasmic reticulum to Golgi vesicle-mediated transport
Cellular component (GO): Golgi medial cisterna; cis-Golgi network; Golgi membrane
Molecular function (GO): SNAP receptor activity
Source: RefSeq, a predicted model, not a curated record
CCUUGCUCUCGGCCGCCCUGUGCAGAUCUCAGGAAGCAGGCGAGGCAGCUGGAGAACGAGCUGGACCUGAAGCUGGUCUCCUUCAGCAAACUCUGCACCAGCUACAGCAGCACCCGAGACGGAAGGCGCGACAGCUCUGACACAACUCCUCUCUUAAAUGGAUCAAGCCAGGACAGAAUGUUUGAGACCAUGGCUGUGGAGAUUGAACAACUUCUGGGAAAGCUGACUGGAAUAAAUGACAAAAUGGCAGAAUACACAAAUAGUGCGGGAGUCCCGUCCCUGAAUGCUGCACUGAUGCAUACGCUACAGCGCCAUAGAGACAUAUUGCAGGAUUAUACGCACGAAUUCCACAAAACCAAAGCGAACUUUUUGGCAAUACGAGAAAGGGAGAAUCUGUUGGGAUCAGUACGAAAAGAUAUCGAAUCCUAUAAAAGUGGGUCUGGCGUGAAUAACAGAAGAACAGAACUAUUCCUGAAGGAACACGAACACCUUCGAAACUCAGAUCGACUGAUAGAAGAAACAAUAAGCAUUGCCAUGGCAACUAAAGAAAAUAUGACUUCGCAGAGAGGGAUGUUGAAGUCAAUACAAAGCAAGAUGAAUACCCUGGCUAAUCGGUUUCCAGCAGUGAACAGCCUGAUUCAAAGGAUCAACCUUCGGAAACGACGAGAUUCUCUCAUCUUAGGUGGCAUUAUUGGCAUCUGUACCAUCUUACUGCUGCUGUAUGCUUUUCAUUGAUGGAUGUUCCCCUGUGGACUCUGCUAAACUCAUCACCACCAUCCCUCCCCCCCAGUCAAGGCAAAGUGAGUGGGGGAAGCGACAGACUUCAAACAGCCUGUUCGUUAUGGCUGGGAAUAUCAGCAUGAUGUCUAGAGCUUAUGACGGUAGACUGCGACACUGGUUUGGGGUUGAAGCUGCAGUGUUUCUUCUUCCCUGCUAUACAUCUUCCUUUGGUUAAAUCUUGUGGGCUUUGUUUGUCUUUAAUUCGCUUUGUCACUGCAAGGUAAGUAAAUAUGGGACGCUUACCAGAACUGCUAGAACAGUUGCUGUGCUCAGCAGUGCUGGGGGGGUCUGUUGUUGGCUGGUAAGUGGAAGAAGAUUUAUGCUUGCCUUGGGUGGAAGCUCUGCAGGAAGCCUGGUUCCCCUGUAGGCCGACCACAGCACUGAACACUUUUGCCCUGUGAGAAGAAUAUUGCAGCUUUAAGCCGUCAGGUUGCUUUACUACUAAAUACAUGUUCUGUAAUUCUUUUUAACUCAUGGUUGAGAUACUAGUUAUUUCUGCAUAAUUUGUGCUGUGAAAACUGUGCUUCACACAAAUUCCUCAAAGUGUAAAAAAAAAAAAGGGGGGAGGGGUUUCAGAUCACUUUUUGCACAGAAUAUGAAUAAACAACCCUCUGAGGAAGAUUUGCAAGGUUUCUUGUGGCUUUAAAGGGACUGCCAAGUCCCCCUUUGUAAAAAGGGAGCACAGUGUCCUAGCAGCUGUUUACUAUAGUGUUCAGUCAUCUGAAAAGUGACCAAACAUGAGCUCACCUAAAAGCAGUCUUUUGGGUGUAAAUGCUUUGAUUUUGGCUGGCAUCAUAAAGGUCUUUAUAAAGACACGAUAAGCAGUUUGAAAAGUCUAUAUUGUAAUUUAGAUAAAGUUAUUCUAAUAGCGUUAAUAUUUUUACACUGUAAGUAGGAUAUAAUCUAAACUGUCAGUUGGAAAUGAAAAUUAUGAUGGUUAUACCUGAGGCAAAUGUAUCUGUGUGCAAAAUUUUUGGACAUAACUCCUCAUAGUAAAGAGUUGAAUGUAUGAAUAGUGAAAUAAGUAUUACUUACCAUUACCGGGGGAGGGGGGGAGAAAAAAAUUUUUUUUUGUCCAGACAUGCAACAUGGAUCCUGUUGUGUUUGCAUCUCUAAACAAAGCUGACGUAAGGAAUGGCUUUGAUAUUGCAGAUUUGCAAAUUACAGAUUUUUCUGCUCUUUUCCAUCUGUCAUAUCCUAACCCAAUAAAUUCGAACUGAGGCACUGAAAUAUCUUUCAAAGAACUUGAUUAACUCUUUUCACAAUCAAUUUGCAGUGCUCCUAACAGAUUUCUUGUAUGCCAUUACCCACAAAUGUCAGAUGGUGUCCAGGUUCUCUUCUGGAAUGAAGUCUAGCAGGACAGACGCAAUUUUUUACUGCUUUUUAUAGUGUCUGUGAAGUAUCUGUCGGAGGGAGUAGAGACUUGUGCCUGUGUAGUGUGCAAAACCGCACUGUUGCGCCUAAAACGUCUGUAUGGAUUUGAAGGCUUACUUGCAGACUAAUAACUUUGUGCUAAAAAGUCAACAAAGGCUUCUAAUCAGUCAUCUUGUUGUUGGGAUUAGAAAGCAUUUGGAAUUAAUACGUGUAAAACUGUGGGGCUUGUAUUUUAAAUAAAGGGGGGAUUAUUUGGUUGAUUGGGGGAUGUUCCUGGUUUGAAAUGAUGUGUUCAUUAAAGGGGUUUAUGAAAAACCUUGAUGGAUAAAGGAGGUUUAUUAAUGAAUCUGUGUUUUGGGAGACCAAACCUCUUCUCCCCAAUGCUUUUUCUUCGAUUUCACCACCACCAUAAGGGACCCUGGUCAGCAGUCAUGCUUCUGUUUAGGAUUUGUAGGAUUUGUUUGCUCUAUGGUGGCAAUAUGAGAUCUGCAGUACCGUAAAUAAAUUCACUUAUUUAAUCUUAUAACCAGUCUUUUUACUGGACUUAAUUGAUUAUUUGGUGCAUAUAUUUAAUCUUAUUGUGUGGAAAAAAGCUGCUAUGGAAAAUAUGUAGAUUAUAAUAAAUAUGUAAACAUAAUUGAUUUUUCAUGUUAUGAAAAUGUUAUGGAGGAACUGAUAUAUAUUUUAGUAUAAAAUAAUGGAAAUAUGCUGAAUUAUCUCUGAUAAAGCUUUACUGGAAAUGGUUUCAGUGUUGGCAACCCCUCCAUGGGCUUUUUUUUGUGUUGGUUUUGAGACGGUUUUGUGUUGAAGAAUACAUUUAAUUAACUGUGUCGUCUCCCCUUCAUCAUCUUCUUGUGGUCCUCCAGCUGUGGGGGCAGGCGUUCCGCACUGCUCUCUGAAGCGGUGUGCUCGCACGUAGCCGAGGGGAGAGACUUGCUAAUUCUCCUGCGCAUCUCUAAUAACGUGGCCCUAGGGUGAAGGCAAUGGACUGUAAAUGAAAACAGUGGAUUGUAGUAUUUCAUCUCAACCCCCCAGAUAUAGGUUUGUAUGUCUCCUGUUGCUAAAUAUGUUCUCUACAUUUUGCAUUCUGUGUGGUUCCUCCUGCUCGAAAAAAUGUGGUUAAAGAAUUCUAAUUUCUGCAAUUCCUGGCCAAGUUGCAGUUUUGUAACUCAACCAAAUAGAAUUGUGCUACGAAAAUACAAACGACAUGAGAAAAUCCUUAAUAUUUCUACAGGGCACACUUCACGCACACACUUUCUAAAUUUCUGCUUUACUCUUGCCAGUCACAAGCCCCUAUUUUAAACCUCUCCAACAACCCCUUGGCUCAGCAUUAGAACAUCAGGCAUCGCAUUGGUAUCUUUUGACGCCACGCUUCACACGGACGCCAGUAUUUUUAUCCUUGCUUUUUAGGCUAUUUUUUUACACGUUGGUCUGCUCCUCAAGCACAGGUUGCUAGAGCCAAGGACCGGCAUUCGGGCAACAC